AUGGUGCAGUACAUCCUGACGCCGUGGCGCGAUCGCCGCGAGCUGCUCAAGGUUCGCCAGCAGUUCUAUCCCGCUGCCCCAGCGUCUGCAUCAGCGGCACCAACAACAUCCACAUCCGCCGCCCGAGCUAGCGGUACGGCAGCAACAGCAGCGUCCGCGGCCGCCGCACCCCAGGCCCUGACAAGGUCUUGGAUACGAGGAACAGCUGCACAAGCACAAGCACAAGCACACGCGCCAGCGCCAGCACCAGCGCCGACGCCAUCGUCAAGUUCAUCAGCACCAGCAACAAGCACCAGCACCAACAAGACGACCCCAAGCAGCGACAAGCACCAUGCCGUCGCGAGGGUGUCCAUGUGGAUGCAGCGCGGCAACUGCCCGCACAUGGUCGAGUCCACGGCCCUGCUGACGGCCGCCAUCCUCAGCGACGCCGAGAGCAAGGGCGGCGCCGGCACCUAUGCUGUUCGCGCUGCCUACGCUGCUGCCUUCAGCCGGUUCGUGACCGGGCUCUUGGACGGCCAUCAGGAUAAGCAACGCAAGCUGAGCAUGUACUCGGUGGCAAAGACCAUUGGCUUGCCGGCGACCUUUGUCGAGCUGCGGCACCAGGCGACGCACGAGACGCUGCCGUCUCUCGCGAAGCUGCGGUCCGCCGCGCGCAAAGCGCUGGUUUGGAUCUGGGAGUAUUACUGGCAGCACCUGGGGCCCAAUGAGGUCGUGAGCCAGGCCCCCGAAAGGACGGGUCCCGUGGCCGUCGCCGCCGUCUCUGCCGCCCCUGUGCGCCGCGAAGUCGUGGUCGCGUUUCUGGAGGAGCAGGACGCUGGGAGGAGGGCUGAGAUGAGGAAAUGGAUUGACGGGCUGGACGAGAGUCGGUUGCUGGCGACACUGGAGAAGAUUAUUGAGGCGCCGCCGAGCGACGCCGUCAUGCUUGCGGCUCAGCGGUUAUCAGAGGACAUUGCGCGCAAGGGACAAGCAGAUGGGCAGGGCGAGAUGGAGGAGGACGAGGCUUCCGAGAGCGCUGGCACCGGAUGGGCCAAGUUUGAGGGGACUUGGAAGCCACGACCUAUUGGCGUCGCGUAA
Colletotrichum lupini is the source of this 1074-nucleotide messenger RNA. RefSeq lists its product as uncharacterized. Gene Ontology annotation, molecular function: endonuclease activity. NCBI's taxonomy places the organism in Eukaryota, Fungi, Ascomycota, Sordariomycetes, Glomerellales, Glomerellaceae. The transcript is spliced from 2 exons. The record is from RefSeq and is a predicted model, not a curated record. Gene Ontology annotation, cellular component: preribosome, large subunit precursor; Las1 complex. Gene Ontology annotation, biological process: maturation of 5.8S rRNA; maturation of LSU-rRNA. Bases 1 to 1074 code for a protein of 357 amino acids.